GAUGAGGGGUGUAUGUACUCCACACGACAUGAACACGUAUAUUAUUCCACAAUUGGAUGGAGACAUUGAAAUCAAUUAUGUGUUGUUCAAUCUGUUGUGUUUCAGAGGGUCUAUGUACAUUGACCUUCAUCUCAGUAGAGGAGGGGCUGUGAAAAUGACCUCAAAGCCACUAGUAUAACAAGACGACCCCUGAAUGUUGAACACUUCAAUGCUGAAUCUGCACCUUAAAAGGCAAAAGACAUCAUGGCAAAAGACAAGACUGUAACCUUUGCUGUGCUGUGUUUCAUUCACGUUUGGACUUUCAGUGUGGAUUCGAAAACGGAUUUUCCUGGUCAAUAUGCUCCACAUAAUGAAACUACCUUAUCAAUGGUCCCGGAUGCUGUUGAUGACAUGUAUAGUGGAUGCACUGAAAAGAUGAAGAAGAAGGUAAAUAAUGAAUAUCUUCCAAAUGAAAAGAACCAGAGACUAUUUAACCAAAGUUGGCACCGGGCAGAAACUUGUGCAAAAGAAGUUGCGGAACGAUUUAAAAAAGACAAAGAAACAUUUUAUGCUAAUGAACUUGAACAUGAUCACAUCAAGGCCAUCUGUGCUUAUUCAGCUGGUCAUCCCACCAUACAUGAUGUAUUCAAUGAAGCCGUCCUCACCCAAAAGAAUCAGUAUACAACCUUCCCGUACCAUACUCUGCAUUUUUGGCUCACUGAUGCUCUCCGUGUUUUGAAAAAAGCUCAACAGAACUGUAGAACCACAUUUAGAAGAACAAAGAAAGACUAUAGUGAAGUUAACAAAGAAAUGAGAUUUGGAUAUUUUGCCUCCAGUUCCCUGAAAAAACAUAUUAAUCCAACUUUUGGACACAAGUCCUGCUUUGAAAUAUAUACAUGUUUUGGUGCAUACCUAAAGUCCUACCCAAAGUUGGGGAAAAAAGAAGAGGAGGUGCUGAUUCCACCCUACGAAGUCUUCAAAGUAAUUGCUGUGCUUAAGAAAAAAAGAUAUGAAAAUCUUUGGUGUGAUACUGUGUACAAACUACAGAGUACGAAAAAACCCCAAAGUAACCUGAAUUGCAAAAUGAUCCGUCAUUCAGCUGAAAAUAAUCUGUAGUGACAAGUCAAUCAAAUAUUAAGAUGUUAUCUAUAAAGAAGAUUUAAUUCAACCAGCUAGGCGGCUUAUGCUUCUUAAAGUAACAAAAUGUAAUAAAAAACAAUAUUUUCAGUGUCUGUAGUUUGCAUUUUAUAACUUUUAAGGGUUUACUGACUGAUGUCACAUACAGACCUCAUUAUGACACAUGGAAGUACAUUAGUGAGGUGGUUGUUCUAAUCUGUGUAUCAGACUCCAGUGAAACAAAGACACUUAUGGAUCCCACAUUUUUCUGUUAUCAAAUGUAUUAAUUCUGAAAACAAAAUGAGUGUUAUUGUAACUUGAGGGUUGUUCAUAUUUAAAGGGUGUAUAGUUAAACCUGAAAACAAGGGUGCUAACACACAAGAAAAUAUAAUGUAAACACCUUGUGAAACAGGUUGGGCAUACCAUACAAAUAAUACAGAAGGGAAUAUACUAAAUGAAGCCCCGUUCCCUCCUUCCAUCCUUCCCUCACCUUAACCACCCAACAUAAACCCUACUUCACCUUCCUCUCUUUACCCUCACAGUCGACUCUCCCCUCCUCCUCUUCCUCCAAAUCCCGUCCCAUAAAUAUAGUCUUUAGUCACCCCC
This is a messenger RNA of Esox lucius (northern pike), 1701 nucleotides long. RefSeq names its product T-cell ecto-ADP-ribosyltransferase 1. The transcript is spliced from 2 exons. The record is from RefSeq and is a predicted model, not a curated record. Bases 244 to 1095 code for a protein of 283 amino acids. NCBI's taxonomy places the organism in Eukaryota, Metazoa, Chordata, Actinopteri, Esociformes, Esocidae. Gene Ontology annotation, molecular function: NAD+ poly-ADP-ribosyltransferase activity; NAD+-protein-arginine ADP-ribosyltransferase activity.